UCAGUUGAAUUUGAUUUGGUGUUUAUACACUUGAAUGGUUAAUUAAUCAACGAUGAUGGAGUUAAUUGUUGCAGCAGAAGCCUGAUAAUCAAGUGAACAGAUAUCAGGUUAUUGAAGAUUUGAAGGUAAACCAGAAAAAAAUAGUAAACAAAUUGAAAUGAAAAUCGUGAAUGGAAACAAACUUUCAAUUGGCUAUUUACUACUAAACAUAUACCCUGACCCAAGCCAAGGACACAGACUAAUUGUGAACAAUUACCGAUGUUGAUUGUUGAUUAUUGUGAUGGUUACGCUUUUAAAUGAUGGUGAUAAUGAUGCUUUAGAUGGAGAUAAAUGAUAACAACGAAAUUAAUUUUCGCCAAACAAUGGAAAACUUUGGUUAAUCACGAAUUAGAAAACAACAACAACAAUUAGCCUAACUAAUACUAAUUCUCAUUGACUCAAUAUGGUUAAUUAUAUAUUAUGGAAAACAAUUGAUACAUUGGUUAGAAAGAGAGAGAAAAAGAAAUCGGAAACCACAACAAUUAACCUUCGAUGGUUAAACAACUAAGAUGAUGAGGAUGCAACUAUCGAGGAGAAAUCAUUGAAUCGCCAGAGUUAAUUGUUGAUAGAAGUGAAAGAAAACAAUUGUAAACAAAGAUGAAUCAACAAUUACAUUUGUGUCCACUGGAUUAGAGGAUAAUCAAAUCUUAAUCAUCUCAUCGAGAAAGUCAAAUGUUCAAUUGGAUUAAAAUGAGUUACACUUUACCACCAUCACCAAAUUCAGCAACUCAAUCAGUUAAAAUGUUGUACAAACCUCAUGAUGAGAAUGAUAAUCAACUUGAAAUCGAAAUACCCAAGAGUGAAUCAGUUAAUAACCGAAGAUUCAAUUGGCCUAAUAGGAAAAGAUUUGCCCUCGAAAUUGCUUUCUAUUCAAUGACACUAUUGGCAACCAUUUUUUUACUGACAAUCGUUUAUAUUUUAACCAAACGGAGUCUUGAUGCUGAUCAUAACAAGUGUCCAACGGUUACCAUUUUAAAGCCCAAAGAGGAUAAGCUUAUGCUGGUCAAGGAAGGGAUAGUUAGACGGACUUAUCCUGAUCCAUCGGAUCCGUUAUAUGCUCUGUGUGGACCUUGUCCGAAAUUGAACUGCCCUGAAUGUCCGAAAGCUCCUCAUGUAACUUGUCCACCAUGUUUAUCAUCAUAUUCUGAAUCUUCAUCUUCAUGUUCAACUCCAAAUAUUGAAACAACUUGUCCUCCUUGUCUUAACUACACCAAUACAAAUCAAUCAAAUUUUUACAAUGAAACUUAUCAUUCAGAAGGAAAUUCAGUCACAGCAACAACAAUGGCUGAUUCUUAUUCAUAUACUGAGGAUUCCAAGAUUGAUAACCUUUGUCUAACCAGAAAUUGUAUCAUUCAGGCCUCAGAUAUCCUGAAAAUGAUUGAACCUGAAUCUGAAUCAGAAUCAACUCAAUUCUGUACAAGCUUCACCACUUUCUCCUGCCAUGGAUUACUAUCAUCAUCAUCAUCAUCACCAUUAUCAUCAACACCAGUAGCCUUAUCAUCUCGCCAAUUGAUUAAAUCUAAAGAAUCAAAUCAACACUUGGAUGAUCAAAACAAUUUCCAUGCUGUUCUCAUGGAAAUGACUUCUUCCCAUGUGAAAGAGAAACCAGUUAUUCGAGAGAUUUGGAACUUUUAUCAAUCUUGCCUGAACGAAGAUGCAAUUGAACGGAAAGGCAAAGAACCGUUAAAAGAAGUGAUUAAUUCAAUGGGCGGUUGGCCUCUCCUCGAACUUGGUUCAACAUGUUUAUCCUCUUACGAUCUAACGGAAACCAUGAUAAAAACUCACCAACUUGGAACUUUGAAUUCAAUGAUUUUCUCAUUUGAUUUAAAUGUUUUCAACACAAUUGAUUCAUCAACAUCUUCAUCAGUUGAUUCAAAUGAUGUUACCACCAAUGGAAAUGAAAACAUCAAUAUGUUGAUCUCAUCUGCAUCUCUUGGUAUGGGUUCAACUGGUCCUUAUAUUGAAAAAUGGGGCAGUUAUUAUGAAAUAAUGAUUGACACUGCCCUGAAAUUAGGUGCAUCCAAACAAAGUGCCCUCAAGUCAAUGAAUCAAGUUCUAGAAUUUGAAACUAAACUUGCACAGAUUGCUGCUCGUGAAGAGAUUAAACCAAACCAAUGGACAACAAUCAAUUUAUUUCAGAUGAACAUGAUAUUUCCCAGCAUCGAAUGGCCCAAAUAUUUGAAGAUAAUCUCUGGUUCCAAUUUAUCGGGUGACGAAAAAAUCAACGUUACAUCAAUUGAGAUGCUCAAGCAAAUCGAUCAACUUUUAACGGUCACAGAUAAAAGUGUUAUCUGUGAUUAUAUCUUAUGGAGGAUAAUCUUGGACAGUUUACCUCGACUUAAUCGCUUUUGGAGACAAUUGUAUUACAAUUCAAUUAAAUCAAACAAUUAUAACACCGUUAAUGGUGUUGAUCAACAACAAUUAAUCACUCGUAAGGAAACUUGUGAUUCCCAAGUAAUAUCAUAUUUCCACAAUUUACUACCAUUGAUUUAUUAUAAGGAGCAUUUUGAUUCGAUUGAAACGAUUAAAUUUAAAUCAAUAGUUAAUCAUCUUGCUGAUACAACAAUUAAAACUUUACCCAAAAUGAUUAAUAGUAAUUUAAAUAGUAUCCUUGUUAACCAAGUACAAUCAAUGAAAGAUUAUAUCAAUGAUAUUCAUCAACUUAUUGGUUCAAAUGAAAUUGAAUCAAUUUUCAAAGAGCUUAAAUUGUCGGAAUCUGAUUAUUUCACUAAUAUGCUUGAGAUAACCAAAUUUACCAGGAAAAGUUUAAUGGCUUCAUUGAAAUCAACUGAUGCUUCAAUUUUGCGAUAUCUAAUAUUGGAUAAUAAGUUUCUCAGGCAAAUGAAAGUUAAUUCAAAACAAUUAUUGAUUAUUUUAUCUAAAAUAAUUAACUCUUAUCAAUCAUUAACUGAUCUCAGUUUCCUCAACUAUUCAACUAUUGGCUUGGAUAUUAUGUAUUCAUUUUUCUCAUCAUUACAAUCAACUAAUCAUGGUAACCCGAGUGAAUCAAUUGGACCUGAUAAUUUGUCAACAAUUAACAUAAUUAAUGAUCAAAUGUCGUGUAAAUUAUCAAGAUACAAUAAUUCAAAUCUGGUUAACAAAUCAGUUAAACGACAAUUAACUAUUGAUUAUUUGGCAUACAUGAUUAUUGAAAAGUCUUUCAAUUCUGACAAUCAAAAUAAUUCAGAUCUCAAUCUAUUUCUUCCUGGUCUUGAUUACGAUAUUAAUCAACUUUUUUACCUUAAUCUUGCCAAGACGUUGUGUAUCAAAAACAAAGACUCGAUAACAAUUAAGGAUGGAAAACUAAUUGCUGAACCUUUAAAAAGAUUUGAUUUUAUCCUAAAUCAAUUGGAAACAUUUAAAGGAUCCUUUGGAUGUCAAUCUAACGAAUCAACUAAUUGUGAUGAAUCAACUAAUGGUAACACCAAAAAUCUUGUUAAUCGUAACGUGACAAUGGGCACAAUUAAAAUUGCAUCAUCAUCACCAUCACCAUCAUCAUCAUCAUCAUCAACAACAACAACUGAGAGCUACAAAAUGAUACAAUCAGUACAACAGAAAGAAACUCAUUCCAAGAUUAACACAAUGGUCAUUGUUGAUCAGCAUCCAGAUGACCAUGUUAUCAUUUCCUCUUCCUCUCCAACUCCUCCUAAACCAUCAGUCAAACCUAAUCAACGUGAAUGCACUAAUUGUAUUGUUAAUAAAUCAUUAAGGAUAAUUGAAAAACCUCAACAGAAGCAACAAUUCAAAUGCCCUCUAACCAAAAGACGAAACUAUUGAAUAUAACAUUUGAUUCUAAACAAUAAUCAACUUUGGUCACCAAUUAGAGAUACAAAAGUCGUUUGAACUGCGCCAACGAAAUCGAAACCAGCUAUCGACUGGGGCUCGACAUUGGAUUGAUCGUGCAACUUGUUUUCUCUUUCAUCUGGAAUAUUUGGUUUACUUUCUUCUCAUCCUGAUGAAGAUAUUCUGCUAAUCAUCAUUAAUCAGCUACCGAAUUUGAAUUAUUCCAAGAGAUCUUGAUAUUUGUCUAGCUUCUUAUUUAUCUCAAUGUUGGAAAAUGAUUCAACUGGUAUGAAGCUCAUUAGCUUUUCCUAAUCAGUGUCUCCAUCGCCUUUGGAAUAUAUCAGAUUGAAUUAUGUUUAUGGUCUGAUUCUCAUAGAAUCCUGGAAAUCCCAAGGAUAUUGUUUCCAAAAUCCGAAUCUUGUCAAGUUCCUCAUCGGUUCCUUCUGUUUGUCAUAUCCAUGGAUAAUAUCUAAACAUGAUGAUAGAGAUGAUUAGAUGAGUUGAAUAAUUGUUCAAAAAAAAGCCGAAUACAUGGUUAUUUAUAUACAAUUAUAUUGGUUUAGAAAAGCCAAU
Messenger RNA from Panonychus citri (citrus red mite), 4395 nucleotides. RefSeq names its product neprilysin-2-like. The record is from RefSeq and is a predicted model, not a curated record. Gene Ontology annotation, biological process: proteolysis. Lineage: Eukaryota; Metazoa; Arthropoda; Arachnida; Trombidiformes; Tetranychidae. Gene Ontology annotation, molecular function: metalloendopeptidase activity.